This is a messenger RNA of Lactuca virosa, 357 nucleotides long. NCBI's taxonomy places the organism in Eukaryota, Viridiplantae, Streptophyta, Magnoliopsida, Asterales, Asteraceae. The record is from the annotation of a GenBank genome assembly.
AUGGUUAAUGCAAAACCAGUCAUAACACCCAUCAAGAGUGCCACUUCUCUAAUCGACAACUCAGCCCCAUCAGAUGAAACAAGGUAUCGCCAGAUCAUGGGUGCAUUACAAUAUCUUACGAUAACCAGACCAAAUAUAGAUUUUGCUACAAAUCGCCUCUCUCAAUCCAUGCAUGAUCCAAAUGACACUCAAUUGUCAGCAGGAUAUGCCAUAUACCUUGGGUCGAACAUUAUCUCUUGGAAGUCAUCACGUCAAAAAUCGAUAUCACGUUCUUCCAUAGAGGACGAAUAUAAGGCUAUUGCAAUGCCUCAUCAGAAGUCUCCUGGAUCACCCAUCUCCUCUCUAAACUUGGUAUAA